Molecule: messenger RNA, 1597 nt
Organism: Anopheles merus
Lineage: Eukaryota; Metazoa; Arthropoda; Insecta; Diptera; Culicidae
Product: fibroin heavy chain-like
Exons: 2
Coding region: 117-1160 (347 amino acids)
Source: RefSeq, a predicted model, not a curated record
UUCCAUCUUUGUUACGAACAGGCCACUGGAAGGAAGUCUGCCCAAGACAUUCUGACAAGUGUGUACUAGUAGUGUGUGACCAUUAUCGUCGUCUCGCAUAAGCCAAAACCUUUGAAAUGCGCUUCUUUGUGGUUCUAGCCGCCUUUCUGGCCGUGGCAUCGGCUGAUAUAGGGAUCAAGCUGCGCCAGGGAGCAGCGGCCGGUAGCAGUAGCUACGCCGGUAGCCAAAGCGCAGUGAGCAUCGAUUACUCACCCGCCGUCUUCGAAGACACGGUCGUCGAUGGAGCUGCACCCGGUGCCAGUGCCGGCUCAUACGGUGGAGCCGGCUCGUACGGCGGCGCUUCCUCCGGAGCGUCCAGCAAUGGCUACGCAGGCGCUGCCAGCGGUUCUCAAUACAACCAGGUGGGACUUUUUGGCGGUGCUGGUGCGUCUGCCGGGUCGUCUGCAACUGCCGGAUCAUUUGGUGGGGCCGGUUCAUACGCAGGAUCUAACGUUAACAGCUUCGCCAGUAGUGGCGCGUUCGGCUCUUCUUCGGCCGGUGCAUCCGCCUUUGCCCAGGCCAAGACGGUGGUCCACUAUGACACCCCGGAGGUCCUGAAGAACUUCUACUAUCACGUAGCGCAGGACGAUGCGAUCGCUAAAACCGAAACCAAAACCCUCACCAUCAAACCCCGCAAGCACUACAAGGUCAUCUUCAUCAAGGCUCCUUCUGCCAGCGCCAACGCCGAUUCAUUGGCCAAGACGGCUAGCCAAACGGAGGAGAAGACGAUCGUCUAUGUGCUCGUCAACAAGCAGGCUAAGGCAAAUGCCAAUAGUUCCGCCUUGGACGCAAGCUCUUACUCCUCUGCUAAGCCGGAGGUAUACUUCGUCAAGUACCAGGGUGCUCAGGCUACCUCUAGUUCAAGCUCUAAUUCGCAAUCGGGUGGAUCGAUUGCCAUCAGCAAUGCCAAUGCUGGCGCUGAUGCAAAUGGUUUCUCUGGCGCUGGAGCCAAAGCUUACGCUGGCACUGGUGUUGAAUAUGAAAGUGUUGGUGUUAACACUGAUGGGACUUCAUUCGCUAAAGCUGAUGCAUCGGCCGGAAACACCGGAUACAACUCUGUCGGAGCUUCUGCCCAAGCUGCUGCCCGAUCCACGGCCGGAGGACUGGCAUUUGCGCCCUAGUAUGGCCCGCACACAGGAAGAAAGCGAUCCCAAAGCGUCUGUGUUCAGCCUCAACGGCUGGAACGAUGCAGCAUUACUCAAGGAAAUCGAACAGUCACAUUGAAAAACCGAACAAGUACGAAUCGCACAGAUUUGGCUCAAACCAGAAAUAAUGAGUCGAGCUGACGGCUUCGUGAUGUAACUAGUACCUUUCGAGUAGAGCUUUUCCCUCUACACGUAUUCCUUUGCCUCUUCCUCUUAGUCACCGUGAUCAGGACUUUUCCUCUCCCUUUGUACAUUAAACGUAAGCAACGUAAGAUAGGUUUAUUUUUCCCUUGAGCGUCGUCGAACGAUCUGGACGUGGGUGACAGUAACGAUCUAGUAGAAUGGAGUUUUGUGUGUACGUAUAGUGAGAAGAAGCCAGCAAUUGUAUCAUAAUAAAAGCGUAUCCACACACA